Amoebophrya sp. A120 is the source of this 472-nucleotide messenger RNA. The record is from the annotation of a GenBank genome assembly. NCBI's taxonomy places the organism in Eukaryota, Dinophyceae, Syndiniales, Amoebophryaceae.
AAGCAAACAAAGACGCGGUGUUGUUUAUCCACCACAUUCAGAUCGAGUGUAUUCUCCCCCCAACGUCCACCACGACGACCACGACGACAACUUUAACGACCACCACCAACCCGGACUUCCCCGAAUUUUCCGGCACAGUCCCGCGAUGGUUGAACGCGGUAUCAACUGUAAAAAUGUCUGGGUCUGGAAGAGUCAUGCUGCUUUUGCAUGACACAGAAGGUCUGGCAUGGAAGCGCUAGCAUCACAGGUUUGGAGAAGCUUCCGCAAUGGCAAAUCCGCAUGACAAAUGCCCCAUUUUGGUGACAGAAAGUGGGCAGCUUUUGCUGCGUGUGCAUGAGAGAUUUUUAUGUGUUGUGAAAUGCGCAUCACAAGUUGCAUUUCUCCAGACCCAGACAUAUUUGCAUUCCAUACGCGGACACCAUGAACAACCUUUUGUACAACCAGGAGACGCAGACUUUAAAUUUGAACCAGA